AAGUCCUUGGCUGGCCUAUAAAACCAUGCGACACUUCCUCACCAUCUUACAAAUCCCAGGAAACACAUUCAAGUUUUUCAAUAUGGAGAAACAAGUAUUCAUCCCCCUUGUUUUGGCUCUCAUGGUCGUAGGAGUGCAAUCAACAAAGUUGACAUUUACAAAUAGGUGCCCAUUCACAGUGUGGCCCGGCACGUUGAACAACUUCGGCAAGCCCCCAUUGUCCAAAACAGGGUUUGAACUCGCCCAGGGUGCAUCGGAAUCAUUAGAUGCACCCGUAGGAUGGGAAGGCCGGGUCUGGGGCCGAACCGGUUGCUCCACGGACUCUAAUGGAAGGUUCAGAUGUGACACAGCGGAAUGUGGAAGUGGUGUAGUCGCAUGCAAUGGCAAUGGCGCCGUACCGCCGGCCACCCUAAUCGAGUUCAAAUUCCAGGGUGACGGUGGCAAGGAUUUCUAUGACACAAGCCUAGUUGACGGCUUCAACCUGCCUUUUUCCAUUGCCCCACAGGGCGGAACAGGUGAUUGCAAAGUUAGUGGUUGCCCGGCGAACGUGAACGCCAUCUGCCCACCGGAGCUUCGGGUCACGGCUGGCGGUGCUACGAUUGCAUGCAAGAGUGCUUGCGAAGCGUUCAACACUGACGAAUAUUGUUGCAGGGGUGCGUUUAAUUCACCAGAUACAUGCAAGCCCACCAACUAUUCCAUGAUCUUCAAGAAUGCAUGUCCGUUGGCUUAUAGCUAUGCCUAUAAUGAUGGUUCCAGUACUUUUACAUGCACCGGUGCUGACUACAUCCUCACCUACUGCCCAUGAUGAGCUCAAUAUCCAUAUAAAAGGUUUUAUAGACUAUCUGAAUAAUCAUGUUUGUUUGAGAAAUAAGGUCCUUGUUAUUGGACACAUCUGAGGCACUAUGUAUCUGUAAUCCAUAUGCAUUGAUAUGAAUAAAACUCGAUGGCCCGUGCCAUAAAAUUAUAUGAAGUUUGUUUUUCAAUC
Magnolia sinica is the source of this 985-nucleotide messenger RNA. Its product is annotated as thaumatin-like protein 1b. The record is from RefSeq and is a predicted model, not a curated record. Gene Ontology annotation, cellular component: extracellular region. Gene Ontology annotation, biological process: defense response. NCBI's taxonomy places the organism in Eukaryota, Viridiplantae, Streptophyta, Magnoliopsida, Magnoliales, Magnoliaceae. The transcript is spliced from 2 exons. The coding region runs from base 26 to 805 and encodes 259 amino acids.